AUGGCGAACUACAAUCCCUUUGCCCGUCGUGAGGCUCAUAAUGUUCAUGCUUUGAAUACCUAUCGAGUUCUCGUACCCCUCACAUGGGCGCUGGUCGUCAUCGUUGGCCUUUACUACUCUCUCAACUCGCCUGAUGAUACCAAGGGUAGCAAGAAGAUUUGGAAGCAGAUCAAGAACCAUCCUACACCGUUCACGCAGAAUAAGACCGUGACUGAGAUCUACUGGGUCCUCCUACUCCUCUCACAGCUCAGCUACGUAUGGCACCUCUUCCACAAGGAGGCUACCAUCGUAGCAUCCGCUGCUAAUGUCGCAACUCACUUUAUUCUGAACAACCUCUUCACCCUGUCCUGGAUCCUACUAUGGACUCGCAACCACUUCUGGGGUGCUGAGGUCAUUCUGAUCGCCCACUUCAUCAACCAGACCGUCGCAUACUGGCGCCACCCUGGCCUCCCAGACUUCGUGCAUCUCCCUGCCAUCGCCGGUCCUUAUGCCUGGACAUUGUUCGCAUUAUUCUGGAACGGGGCUGUCGCCGUCCACAGCCAUAAUUUGCCUGGCCGGAUCGUGGCCAAUAUUUUCAUCUGGGUGAUUCUGAUCCUCGGAUUAUCAAAGAUCACACUGCGCCAGGAUCAUGUUCUCGGAUACUGCCUCAGCUUCCUUAGUUUGUCACUGGCGGUCCAGCAGUUCUCUAUCAAGAUCAUCGCCUUGCAGUGGAUCUUUGCCUUUGUGGUCUUCGCCGUCUUCCUCGUGACCUCGCUGUAUAUCUCGACUACCAAGUACACUGGACGCGACUCGCUCUUCCGCCGUGUUGCGCACCCCGAGAGCUCUGACCGUGAAAGACAGCCUCUGCUCAAUGAGGGAGUGUAA
Penicillium verhagenii is the source of this 864-nucleotide messenger RNA. RefSeq names its product DUF1774 domain-containing protein. The transcript is spliced from 3 exons. Bases 1 to 864 code for a protein of 287 amino acids. The record is from RefSeq and is a predicted model, not a curated record. NCBI's taxonomy places the organism in Eukaryota, Fungi, Ascomycota, Eurotiomycetes, Eurotiales, Aspergillaceae.